This is a messenger RNA of Cutaneotrichosporon oleaginosum, 419 nucleotides long. RefSeq lists its product as uncharacterized. The record is from RefSeq and is a predicted model, not a curated record. Lineage: Eukaryota; Fungi; Basidiomycota; Tremellomycetes; Trichosporonales; Trichosporonaceae. Gene Ontology annotation, molecular function: DNA binding. Gene Ontology annotation, cellular component: cytosol; nucleus.
AUGUCUUUCCAGCUCCCGGCAGGCAUGCGCCCCGCCGCUGCUCCUCAGCAGGGCGGCGACGACCCGGAGGCCGCGCAGCGCCAGGCGGCGCAGGCCGAGGCGAAGCGCACCAUGAUCCAGGCAAUGCUCGAGCCCGCGGCUCGUGAGCGGCUCUCCCGCAUCUCUCUCACGCGACCUCAGCUCGCCGCGCAGGUAGAGGACCUCCUCGUGCGCAUGGGCCAGCAGGGCCAGAUUCGCGGACAGGUCACGGACGAGGCGCUCAAGGGUUUGCUGGAGCAGGUCGCGGCUCCCGCCCAGUCGGCUCCCAAGCUCACGCAGACCUCGGCGCGCACGCGUACCCUCGGCGGCGGCAUCACUAUCCAGCGCAAGCGCGACGACUCGGACUCGGACGAGUACGACCUCUAAACACCCCGCAGCUU